Molecule: messenger RNA, 971 nt
Organism: Salvia hispanica
Lineage: Eukaryota; Viridiplantae; Streptophyta; Magnoliopsida; Lamiales; Lamiaceae
Molecular function (GO): protein binding
Source: RefSeq, a predicted model, not a curated record
CCAUCCAUGGAGAUUUGCAUGUUUUAUUUUGGUGUUUUGUUGUUGAUGUCAAGCUACUUAUCCCUCACCUCUUCCACAUCACACUUCAAUCUCACCACCGAUCAAUACGCUCUCACUAUUUUGAAAAACUCCUUUGUUUCCGAUCCUAAUGCCAUCUUGCAUAAAAAUUGGUCAAUUCACACUCCCAUUUGUGGAUGGAUUGGUGUGUCUUGUGGCAUCAAACACCAAAGGGUUACUGCCCUAAACCUCUCAAGCUUCGAGCUCCAAGGCACCAUCCCUCUGCAUCUUGGAAACUUAACGUUUCUUCGGGUUUUAGACAUCAGCUCCAACAGUUUCACGGGCGUCUUGCCAUCUGAGCUGUCUAAGCUGCGACGUUUAGAACUGAUAAACGUCGCAGCUAACAACUUCACCGGAGAGAUACCACCAUGGUUCGGAGCCUUAUCCCAGCUCCGACACGUGGAUUUGAACAACAACAGCUUCUCCGGCAGAAUCCCUUCUUCUUUAUUCAAUAUUUCGAGGCUUCAGAGUCUGAAUAUGAGCCUCAAUCUUCUCGAUGGAAGCAUCCCAAACAACAUAUGCAAUAUUACUUCAAGAUUAAGAGAAUUCAAUGCCUAUAAGAACCAACUUGAAGGGGAAAUUCCAAGAAAUAUAGGCAAAUGCAAAGAGCUUGAGGUGCUGCAAUUGCAAAACAAUAGUUUCAACGGCGAUAUACCGAGUGAAAUUGGAAGUUUGAGUAUGCUCAAGAUUUUGUAUCUAGGGGAAAACGAAUUCAAAGGUGGAAUACCAGAGCAAUUUGGCAACCUCACUUCUCUGAGAGUGCUACACCUUGGGUAUAAUCACUUGACAGGUGGAAUAUCAAAGCAAGUUGGGAAUCUCACUUCUCUGAUAAAGCUAGUCCUUGCAGAUAAUCACUUCACAGGCAUGUGUUAGUUGAAUAAAUAUAAUAUUGCUUCUCUUCACUAUAAUCUGAC